Molecule: messenger RNA, 1529 nt
Organism: Nothoprocta perdicaria
Lineage: Eukaryota; Metazoa; Chordata; Aves; Tinamiformes; Tinamidae
Product: CX3C chemokine receptor 1-like
Exons: 1
Coding region: 1-1065 (354 amino acids)
Biological process (GO): immune response; G protein-coupled receptor signaling pathway; chemotaxis
Cellular component (GO): membrane
Molecular function (GO): chemokine receptor activity; chemokine binding; scavenger receptor activity
Source: RefSeq, a predicted model, not a curated record
AUGACGGAAGCAUUCCCAGAAGUGACAACUGAAUUCAUUUAUGAUGAAUACGCUUUAAUCUGUGAUAAAAUUGAUAUCCAGGAAUUUGGGAAAGUAUUUCUGCCAAUAUUUUACAUUGUAGUGUUUGCCCUUGGCCUCACAGGGAAUCUACUGGUGGUUUUGGCUAUUGUGAAAGAAGGCAGUAAAAGGAGCAUCACUGACAUUUAUCUCUUGAACUUGGCAAUCUCAGACCUGCUCUUUGUUAUCUCCCUUCCCUUCUGGGCUUCCAACGUGGUGAAUGGAUGGACCCUUGGGACUAUAUCAUGCAAAGCUGUUUCUUCACUGUAUUACAUAGGUUUCUUUGGGGGCAUGUUUUUUAUCACUGUUAUCAGUAUUGACAGAUAUUUGGCUAUUGUCCGAGCAACAUAUUCUCUGAAAUCCCGAACAAUGAGCCAUGGCUUUCUUGUAGUUUGUGGAGUAUGGGCAAUGGCAAUUCUAGUUUCGGUGCCACAUUUUGUGUUCACCCAAAAGGUAGAAACUGAUUGCAUUUCUGUGUCCCCUGAUGAGCUUAAGAAUAUGUGGAGGGUGUUCUGCAAUGUGGAAUUGAACACCAUCGGGUUUUUUAUCCCAGUCUGUAUCAUGUGCUAUUGCUACUUUGGGAUCAUCAAAACCCUGCUGUUAUGCAAAAACCAGAAAAAAACACGAGCCAUAAAACUGAUCUUAGUUGUGGUGAUUGUAUUUUUUCUGUUUUGGUCCCCAUACAACGUGCUGAUUUUUCUAGAAACUUUAAAGCACUAUGAGCUAUUUGUAAGUUGUAACCAAAUUAAAUCAUUGGACUUUGCAAUGCACCUGACUGAAACUAUUGCAUUCAGUCACUGUUGUCUCAAUCCUGUUAUCUAUGCUUUUGCAGGGGAAAAAUUCAGGAAAUAUCUUUAUCACAUCUGCUUACAGUAUUGUCCAUUCAUGUGUUUCUGUGGGCCCUGCAACCGCUACCAGGUCAGUUCUUCAACUAGUUAUGCAGAAAGCAUUGUGAGCAGCAACAUAACCGUAAAUACAAAUGAUCACGAUGCUUCUGUCUUUCUCUGAAAGGGAAGCUCUGUGAGAGAGACAUCUAUGUAAAUAUGUGUUCUCUGGCUCUAUGUAAAUGCGGCUUCUAUGUAAAUGUGGCUACUACGUCUCUAUGCCUGRCAGCCACUGAGAGAUUGCCAUUAUCCAUCUGAAAAGACUUAAGACCUCAGUGAAUUACUGGUAUGGUUCUUGUUAAGCAUUAAGUAUUCUAGAAUAGURAACAUUUUUAAAACAAAAACAGUACAAUUUGUCCAAGUCUGGAUAUAGAAUUGAAUCAAGAGAGAAUAWAAGAGAAAGUAGAAGAAAAAACAGUGCUCUGUGCCUAGAAGAUGGAGGAGAAUUUAAUAAUUGAGGACAGGGAAGCUAUUAAAAGUUUUAUCAUGUAAAUCUGUCAUAAAAUUGGAAGUGGUGCAAAAUUUAAAUGGAUGUAAGCCAUGUAUAUUAAGUACAAACCGUUUACAUUAAGUAAAAGCAGUAGAUCA